AUGAUGUGUUCAUCAGUUAUUGAAAUGAAUGUCGCUUUGAUUGGAAUGAUGGGUUGCGGGAAAUCAGCUUUGGCAGUGAAAUACAUAGCGCAUCGAUUCAUUGGCGAAUAUGAUCCAAACCUUGAAGAUACUUAUUGUUGUCAAGAUGUCUUACUCUCACAACCGAUGGUUGUGUGGUUGAUGGAUACAGUAGAUGGUUCAGGACGAGAUGCGAUGCGUUAUCUUUCUUGGGCUGACGUUUACAUUAUUGUAUAUGAUAUAACAUCACAACUAUCUCUGCAGUACGCGGAAUCGACAAUGCAACAGAUUUCAACCCAUGAACAUCGUCUUUGCUCGCGGCAACACAAAUGCUUGCUUGUGGGGAAUAAGACUGAUCUUGAACGUUACCGUCAAGUGAGUGAAUCAGAUGGUGAGAAGUUAGCAAAACGAUUUGGUGUAAUGUUUGGUGAAGUGUCAGCUGUAGAUGAAUGGGAACGAGUUGCUGCACUUUUCAGACGUCCAAUUACUGUGCUCUUAACUGAUCGAUCUAAAAGGCGUAGUCCAUCUCCACGGCUUUGUUCUUCCGAUUCUGAAAUUGCUUCUUCGGUGAAUAAAAAUGCAUUCUCAAUGAAGGGUUCCGGUCGUUGCAAUACAUUUGGUCUUCGUUCGAAGAGUCCGAAAGGUGUUGACAUAGUCAAAAUGCCCUCAUCAAAGAAAAGUGGUCACAAGUUGUUGAAACUUUUCUAUAACUGA
Molecule: messenger RNA, 732 nt
Organism: Cercopithifilaria johnstoni
Lineage: Eukaryota; Metazoa; Nematoda; Chromadorea; Rhabditida; Onchocercidae
Source: the annotation of a GenBank genome assembly